UUUCAAUUUUGUGAAAGACGGACGACAAAUAUAUAGUUUAGCAGUAGUCAAUAAUUAGAAUUUAAAAAAAAAAAAAAAAAUUGAAAGAAUAAAAAAAAAUCAGAGAAAAGUCUUCAGUAGAGCUUGAUGACGAUGGCAAUGGACGCUCACCAUUGGUGGGGUUCUUUGUUAAUUUUGGUACUGGUGUUUUCAUCUUACGAUGGAACCAGUUCCUUCAGCGUACCCUUAACAGAUAUGGAAGAAAUGGCCCUAGACAAAUGCAUGAGUGGACUAAACAGCGAAUUAGACCAGCUUAUAUCCGACAACAAGGAGGUCCUCUGUGCUAUAUCAAGAAGAACUCAAACCAAGCUGCAAAAGAUGCGCAUGAAUUUUUCUUCUCCUAACACGACAGCAUCACACACUAGGUCCAAGACCGGUUCUGGCACCGGAAAUGGUACCUACACAGGCCCCGGUAGUGGCACCUACACAGGCACCGGCAGUGGUACCUACACCGGCCCCGGAAGUGGUACCAACACAGGCACCGGGACAGGAACUAGCUCUGGGACGGGGUCUGAAAAUGGGCAUGGAUCAAGUGAUAUGGAGACUGAACAGGACAGUCUGGGAUGUUCGUCGACCCAAACAUCGGCUCUGACAAAUGAACAGCUUAUAGAACGUGUCCAGGAGCUGGAAAAGCGACUAAGGAACAUGACGUCAAUUAGUGGUGUCUUUCAAGCAUCUAAGGCGUGUGCCGCGAGCAGUGUACCAAAACCACAGAACAUGUCGGAGAUGGUGGAUCACAAGUUCAGGGACGUUGCACAUACUAUGGUGAAGUUCGGAUACGACGCGGUGGCUGCUUUGGCAAAGAAUAUGUCGAUCAGCUGGGAGGAUCGAACCACCCUGAAAGCUUGUUACCAGCCACUGAUUAACGUCAUGAUGUCAGUAUUCCGACCCGAGAUCACGAACAAACUGACGUGUGCUGCCAGAGUGCUGCAGAUUUCAUCAAACUUCAGUCUGCCUGACGUAGACAGCGUUUUCCCUGCUACUCCACAAACAACGCCAACCUCGCUCAACUGCAGUCAGUUUCAGUUUGAGGGAAAGUCUCGUGAAGACGUCGUACAGGCCAUCUCUGGAGACGUAUCGGUCCUGAUGAAUAAGUUCUCUCGUCCAGCGACCCAGCAGGCCAUGGAGGCAGCUAGGAAUUGUGUCAUGUCCAGCUCCGUUUCCAAUAGGGCUGCCUCGUUAGCUCUCAACUCUUACUUGGAACAACACGGUCAACGCUUUGAAGGCUUUUUCCGAGCUGUAUACCCCAACUCACACUCGGGGGCAGUGGAUGGGGAACCUAGUGGAGGACACGAGCGGUGUUCUGCUGGCAGUUGUAACAACGGUGGAACAUGUGACCAACAAUCUGGUUACUGUCGCUGCAUGAACAACUACUUGGGAGACUCUUGUCAAUUCAAACCUAAUUCCACGAGCACUCCCUUAACAGACUCGGAACAAAUGGCACUGGACAACUGCACGGCUGGACUCAAUAGUGAACUAGACCAGUUUAUGUCCGACAACAAAGAGGUGCUGUGCGCUAUAUCAAGAAGAACACAAACCAAGCUGGAGAAAACACGUAUGAAGUUUUUUGGAAUUGGAUCCAAAAGUCAUACAAACACAGGAACUGGCAAUGAUACCAACACUGGCACUGGAAGUGGUACCAACAGAGACACUGGAAGUGGUACCAACACAGGCACUGGAACUAGCUCUGGUACGGGGUCUCAAAAUGGACAUGGGUCAGGUGAUAUGGAGACUGAACAGGACCAUCUAGGGUGUUCUUCGAGCCAAACAUCAUCUCUGACAGAUGCACAACUUAUAGAACGUGUCCACGAGAUUGGAAAUCGGCUUAGGGGCAUGACGCCUUUCAAUGGUGCCUUUCAAAGAUCCAUGUCAUGUGCAGCGAGCAGUAUACCCAGUCGUCCAGACAUAUCACGGAUCGUGGAAGAUAAAAUGCGGGAGGUCAGGCAGAAAGUGCUGAAGUUUGGAUACGACACAGUGUCUGCUUUGGCAAAGAACGUGCAGAUCAGCUCGGCAGACCGGACAGCCUUGAACGCUUGUUACAAGCCAUUGGUUAACGUCUUGACGUCAGUAGUUCCACCCGAAAUGAUCAACAAAUUGACGUGUGCUGCCAGAGUGCUGCAGAUUCCAUCAAACUUCAGUCUGCCUGACGUAGACAGUGUCUUCCCUACUACUCCACAAACAACGCCAACCUCGCUCAACUGCAGUCAGUUUCAGUUUGAGGGAAAGUCUCGUGAAGAUGUCGUACAGGCCAUCUCUGGAGACGUAUUGGUCCUGAUGAAUAACUUCUCUCGUCCAGAGAUCCGGCAGGCCAUGGAAGCAGCCAAGAAUUGUGUCAUGUCCAGCUCAGUUUCCAAUAGGGCUGCCGCGUUCGCUCUCAACUCUCACUUGGAACAACAAGGUCAACGCUUUGAAGGCUUGUUCCGCGCUGUACACCCCAACUCAACCUCGGAUGAAAAUACUGGAAAUCAUCGAGGUAUUUCUGAAAGCGACCGGAUGAAAUUCAAGAAAUGCUUUACCGAGUUCAAGUCAGUGAUAAAUUCGAAAUUACAAAAUAACCAGUUGUCAAAGGUGAUGUGUGCAGCACAAAAAUUAAACAUGCCACUUGACCUAAAUGUUGCCGACGUGGAUAAGAGAUUUGCAUCGAAUGACCAAGCUUCAGGAAUACGACAAAAGGGUAACUGCGAUGCACAUCGGUUUGAUGACAUGGAUGAUGACGAGGUGAUCCAGUCUCUUCAGGAUUCUGUGGGUAAUAUAUCUUCAGAUUUUGGAGAAGAGUUAUCUCAAAAGUUUAACUCGGGGAUGCAGUGUUUAAGAACCAACAAAUUCGAAAACGACGAGGUGGCCAAUGCAUUUAGAAAUGAGUAUGGUGAACAAGCAGAGCAAUUUGAAAAGUUCUUCAGGCGUGUUUGGGCAGUGGAUGGGAAACCUGGUGCAGGACAUGAGCGGUGUUCUGCUGGCAGUUGUAACAACGGUGGAACAUGUGACCAACAAUCUGGUUACUGUCGCUGCAUGGACAACUAUUUGGGAGACUCUUGUCAAUUCAAACCUAAUUCCACGAUCACUCCCUUAACAGACUCAGAACAAAUGGCACUGGACAACUGCACGGCUGGACUCAAUAAUGAACUAGACCAGUUUAUGUCCGACAACAAAGAGGUGCUGUGCGCUAUAUCAAGAAGAACACAAACCAAGCUGGAGAAAACACGUAUGAAGUUUUUUGAAAAUGGAUCCAAAAGUCAUACAAACACAGGAACUGGCAAUGAUACCAACACUGGCACUGGAAGUGGUACCAACAGAGACACUGGAAGUGGUACCAACACAGGCACUGGAACUAGCUCUGGUACGGGGUCUCAAAAUGGACAAGGGUCAGGUGAUAUGGAGACUGAACAGGACCAUCUGGGGUGUUCUUCGAGCCAAACAUCAUCUCUGACAGAUGCACAACUUAUAGAACGUGUCCAUGAGGUUGGAAAUCGUCUUAGUGGCAUGACACCUUUCAAUGGUGCCUUUCAAAGAUCCAUGUCAUGUGCAGCAAGCAGCAUACCCAGUCGUCCAGACAUAUCACGGAUCGUGGAAGAUAAAAUGCGGGAGGUCAGGCAAAAAGUGCUGAAGUUUGGAUACGACGCAGUGUCUGCUUUGGCAAAGAACAUGCAGAUCACAUCGGCGGACCGGACUGCCUUGAAAGCUUGUUACCAGCCAUUGAUUAACAUCUUGACGUCAGUAGUUUCACCCGAAAUGAUCAACAAACUGACUUGUGCUGCCAGAGUGCUGCAGAUUCCAUCAAACUUCAGUCUGCCUGACGUAGACAGCGUCUUCCCUGCUACUCCACAAACAACGCCAAACUCGCCCGACUGCAGUCAGUUUCAGUUUGAGGGAAAGUCUCGUGAAGAUGUCGUACAGGCCAUCUCUGGAGAUGUAUCGGUCCUGAUCAGUAACUUCUCUCGUCCAGAGAUCCGUCAGGCCAUGGAGGCAGCCAGGAAUUGUGUCAUGUCCAGCUCCGUUUCCAAUAGGGCUGCCUCGUUCGCUCUCAACUCUCACUUGGAACAACGAGGUCAAAACCUUGAAGACUUGUUCCGAGCUGUAUACUCCAACUCAAACUCGGGGGCAGUGGAUGGGAAACCUGGUGGAGGACAUGCGCGGUGUUCUGCUGGCAGUUGUAACAACGGUGGAACAUGUGACCAACAAUCUGGUUACUGUCGCUGCAUGGACAACUACUUGGGAGACUCUUGUCAAUUCAAACCUAAUUCCACGAUCACUCCCUUAACAGACUGGGAACAAAUGGCACUGGACAACUGCACGGCUGGACUCAAUAGUGAACUAGACCAGUUUAUGUCCGACAACAAAGAGGUGCUGUGCGCUAUAUCAAGAAGAACACAAACCAAGCUGGAGAAAACACGUAUGAAGUUUUUUGGAACUGGCAAAUAUACCAACACUGGCACUGGAAGUGGUACCAACAGAGACACUGGAAGUGGUACCAACACAGGCACUGGAACUAGGUCUGGUACGGGGUCUCAAAAUGGACAUGGGUCCGGUGAUAUGGAGACUGAACAGGACCAUCUAGGGUGUUCUUCGAGCCAAACAUCAUCUCUGACAGAUGCACAACUCAUAGACCGUGUCCAUGAGGUUGGAAAUCGGCUUAGUGGCAUGACACCUUUCAAUGGUGCCUUUCAAAGAUCCAUGUCAUGUGCAGCAAGCAGUAUACCCAGUCGUCCAGACAUAUCACGGAUCGUGGAAGAUAAAAUGCGGGAGGUCAGGCAGAAAGUGCUGAAGUUUGGAUACGACGCAGUGUCUGCAUUGGCAAAGAACGUGCAGAUCAGCUCGGCAGACCGGACAGCCUUGAACGCUUGUUACAAGCCAUUGGUUAACGUCUUGACGUCAGUAGUUCCACCCGAAAUGAUCAACAAAUUGACAUGUGCUGCCAGAGUGCUGCAGAUUCCAUCAAACUUCAGUCUGCCUGACGUAGACAGUGUCUUCCCUACUACUCCACAAACAACGCCAACCUCGCUCAACUGCAGUCAGUUUCAGUUUGAGGGAAAGUCUCGUGAAGAUGUCGUACAGGCCAUCUCUGGAGACGUAUUGGUCCUGAUGAAUAACUUCUCUCGUCCAGAGAUCCGGCAGGCCAUGGAAGCAGCCAAGAAUUGUGUCAUGUCCAGCUCAGUUUCCAAUAGGGCUGCCGCGUUCGCUCUCAACUCUCACUUGGAACAACAAGGUCAACGCUUUGAAGGCUUGUUCCGCGCUGUACACCCCAACUCAACCUCGGAUGAAAAUACUGGAAAUCAUCAAGGUAUUUCUGAAAGCGACCGGAUGAAAUUCAAGAAAUGCUUUACCGAGUUCAAGUCAGUGAUAAAUUCGAAAUUACAAAAUAACCAGUUGUCAAAGGUGAUGUGUGCAGCACAAAAACUAAACAUAUCACUUGACCUAAAUGUUGCUGAUAUGGAUAAGAAAUUUCCAUCGAAUGGUCAAGCAUCAGAAAUGCGAGAACAUAAUUGUGACGAAUAUGCUUUUGAUAGUAUGGAUGAAGAUGAGGUGAUCCAGUCUGUUGAGGAUUCUGUUGGUGAUAUAUCUUCAGAUUUUGGAAAAGAAUUAUCUCAGAAAUUUAACUCAGGGAUGCAGUGUUUAAGAGCCAACAAUUUCGAAAACGACGAAGCGUUCAAUGCAUUUAGAAAUCAGUAUGGUGAAAGGGGAGAGGAAUUUGAAACAUUUUUCAGCCAUAUCAGACGAAAUAAAACUUCUAAACCAGGAAUGUGUCCACAGCUUUCAUCAGACAGUGUAGGAACAUGCCAAAAGACAUGUAGAAAUGAUACCAGCUGCGAUGGUGCAAAGAAAUGUUGUUCCAACAAUUGUGGCAGAGUGUGCAUGAAUCCAGUUACAGACCAGAAUCCAAAUAGACAGGAUGUCCUUUCUGCUGGUGACCGGAUGAAAUUCAAAAAUUGCUUUACUGACUUCAAUUCGAUGAUACAUUCAAGAUUACAAAAUGACCAGUUGUCAAAAGUGAUGUGUGCAGCACAAAAAUUAAACAUGCCACUUGACCUAAAUAUUGCCGACGUGGAUAAGAGAUUUGCAUCGAAUGACCAAGCUUCAGGAAUACGACAAAAGGGUAACUGCGAUGCACAUCGGUUUGAUGACAUGAAUGAUGACGAGGUGAUCCAGUCUCUUCAGGAUUCUGUGGGUAAUAUAUCUUCAGAUUUUGGAGAAGAGUUAUCUCAAAAGUUUAACUCGGGGAUGCAGUGUUUAAGAACCAACAAAUUCGAAAACGACGAGGUGGCCAAUGCAUUUAGAAAUGAGUAUGGUGAACAAGCAGAGCAAUUUGAAAAGUUCUUCAGGCGUGUUUCUCCCGAGAACAGAAUAGAGAAAUGUCCGGCAGGCAAAUGCGGUGACAGUGGGACCUGCAAUCAGACUACUGGUGUCUGCGAGUGUCACAAUAAUUACACGGGAAUGUUCUGCCAAAAAGUGCCACAGAUAAAAGUUGACCGAUGUGCUCAUGUCAGCUGUGGUUCAAAUGGUCACUGUGCUUCAGAAACUGGCAACUGUGUUUGUAAAAACAGAUUUACUGGAAAGUUCUGUGACAUUGAUGGUAAUCCAUGUGAACAGAAGCCAUGUAAAAAUGGAGGUUUCUGUUCUAGAGUGAUGAAGUCACCAGGCUACAAAUGUCUAUGUAAAUCAAGAUACACUGGCAACACCUGUGAUACACAGAUUCCCUCGCGCCCAUGUGACAGUCAACCAUGCCUCAACUCUGGAGAAUGCGUCGACAGUAACGAUGGUCAAUCGUUCACCUGUAGGUGCCCCAGAGAGUACACAGGUGCAACUUGUCAAACAGAGGUUCCGAAACCGUGUGCAUCAUCCCCAUGCAAGAAUGGAGGAGUGUGUGUGAACAAGAUGGGGACGAACUCCUAUCACUGCCAGUGCGUGAAAGGAUGGCAAGGACAGAACUGCACUGAAAGUUCUGGGUGUCGGAGUGAAGUGGAUUGUAAUGACGUUUGUGGUGGAACAGCAAAGUUCCACAAGAAAUGUGGAGCGUGUUACGGAGGCAAUACCGGUAAAACGAAGGAUGACGUUGUUGGAUGUGAUGGACAAUGUGAUCGGCUUGCUCAAAGAAACAAAUGUGGAGUGUGUUAUGGAGGGAAAACAGGAAGAAGCAGUAACCACGGCAUUGAUGCUUGUGGUGACUGUACAGUCAGAAUUGUGUCAUCAUCCACGAGGAGACGCGUUGACUGCAAUGGAGACUGCGAUGGGACGGCUUACUUUGAUCGCUGCUCAGGAAAAUGCGUCGGUGGCAACACAGGUUUGGAUAAAAGCCAGUGGUACGACUGUGAAGGUGUGUGUAAUGGAAAGAUGGUUGUCGACAGCUGUGGCAAGUGUGUUCCUCCCUAUACACUAGGCACCACAGGAAGCCAGUUCAAAGACUGCAGUGGAAAAUGUUGGACCACUCUGUCUAAAAAGAUGGCAGUAAUCAAUGAAUGUGGUCAGUGUGUGAACGACGGAUCCACGGGUAAAGAUGCUUGUGGUGUUUGUGGUGGCAAUGGAGCUUCAUGUCGUGACUGCCGAGGUGUUAUUAAUGGACCAACACAUUUUGAUCCAUGUGGUCAGUGUGGAGGAGAUGGGAGUUCAUGUAACUCCAUAUCGGGAGUUAAACCAGAUAUCAUUCCUUCAGGAGUAGAUAAGACAUUAGUUAUCUCUGGAGCUGGGCUUGCAGCUGGAACUGUGUGUAAAAUCAACAACCGUGACCUAACUGCUCAACGACAGAAAGUUGAUUUGACAAAGUUACCAGUUUCAACUGGAACUAACAUUUUACCAGGACAACACACUGUAACAUGCACGUCUCCUGGACAAACAGCUAGGACCACGGAAUUCACCGUCUAUGAUCCUAAUGUAUUCAAAGGGCUACAGAUAUCGAAGACGGAAUUUGAGAUCAGUGGUGGGACAGAAUCACUGACAAUAACAGGAGCUGGUGCAGACUUCAUUGUGGGGAAGACCAAGUGCAUUAUCACAGAUACAACAACAAAGGACGUAGUGGUUGUACCAGCUACUGUGUCUGAUGACAACUUAAGAACAGCUGUCUGCCCCGUGGCUCACCCAAAACGUCCUACACAGUUACAGUUAGGCUUGACUUUCAACGAUGGAGUUGACCUGCUAAAACAAUUCUCAGUAGAAGCAAAAGUGCCACCACCUACUGUGAACGCUAAUUUCUAUGACAAAAUGUAUGGCAUUGAGGUGACAUUCAAACCUGGAAUAGGACUUUUGGUAAAGAGAUGCAGUGACAUAUUUGAUGCCACCACCGUCUCAGCACUCGGACCAAAAGCCAAGUGUACGUCCUUGUCCAGACAGCUGCUAAUGAUAACGAGGAUCACAGGCACUACAAUUUCCAGUCUGCAACUAAAGAGUGGAGUUGCCAAGAAAGCAGGUGAAUCUCGAGCUGUCGCUGCCUCUGGAACUAUUCCCGUUCAGGCCCCGUCCAACCCUGUACCUCCAGUUGCCGUGAUACGUGGACCGUCAUUUGUUUCCUCCUGUCGAAAUAUUCAAGUGUCUGGACUCACCAGUAAAGGCGGACUUGGACGAGCUCUCACUUACAGCUGGACUGUGACCCCAAGUGCUGGUUUAACUCUAGAGGGUCAGGAUAAAGGCAAAUUGGAAGUCGUGAAUGCCCCGGCUGGUCAGACGUUCACCAUCUCUCUCACAGUGUGCAAUGUGUAUAAUCUGUGUGACCAGACAACCCACUCUGUUCAGAAGUCAUCCAGUGGAAUUCCAGACGUGAAAAUCAGAACUCCGGUCGAUCCAGCCAACGUGAAGAUCAAUAAGAGAGUUAUUCUAAUAGCUGAUGUGCAGCUUUCCUCUUGUGCCAACGAUUACGUGGACAUCACUUGGUCCUUCCAAGGUACAAACGUCCAGGUGGACGAUUCACAGAUUAACAACAGAAAGUACAUCUUCAAACCUGGACAACUGCAACCAAAUGAUGAAGUGGUUGCAACUGUUGAAGUUGCUCUGAGGAGUGACCCAUCAAAGAGCAACACAGCUGACAUAACACUGCAUACCACCACCACUCCUCUCAAAGCUGUAGUCAAAGGUGGUAAGGAAAGAACUGUGGGAAUAGACUAUGGAAAUGUUGCUUUUGAUGGAAGUCUUUCUUACGAUCCUGAUGAAAGAAGCGCUGCAUUAACUUACGAAUGGUCUUGUCAGAAAAUCACUGAUCAGGGUGAAGCCGGUUCCUGUUUGACAGGAAGUGAUACCAAAGACAGAUCAAAGCUACAGAUCUCAAUGUCUCAGUUAGAGUCCAAUGCGCAGUAUGAUUUUAGUCUGCGAAUCAGUCGAGAUUUGGGAAUGACCAUCAAGACAGCUUCAACCAUGGUCACUCUAAAGACACUGCCUGGAGCACCCCCUAAAAUUACAAUGCGUGACUUGACUGAAGAUGAAACACUUGAUAUAUUUAAACCACCGAUGAUUUCCGCACAGAUUGAAGCAAGCGAAGCUGUCACAGUAGCUUGGGAAGCAGAGGACAAAGCUGGUUAUGCAUAUAUAGACCUGUCUGCCUCAGAAAAUGUGCUGAAGACGAUUUUUGAAAAAACAGAAACCAACAACUACUUUGCUGCAAUAAAACUUCAGCCAGAUGUGCUCAAAGCUGGUCAGGCCUAUAUGAUCUGGUGUAGAGUACUGGAUUCAUCUGGUAAAUUACUGUCCAGAAGUUCGGUAGACUUCAAAAUGGCUCCCGGUGUUAGUGGCUGUGAAAUGGUACAACCAGAACCAUACACUGAACUAUCACAGACCACAGUGUCUGUGAAGAACUGCCAAUCAGAUACUGCCAUGAGUUACCAUCUGUCUACAGAGAACGAGGAUAACGAGGAAGAGAGGGUUGGAUCUAAGCAAGAAACAGGAGAUUUUGAGUUGCCUCUGGGACCAAAACCCUCCAAAGACAAUGGCAAUAUAUUUGUUGUUUUGGUGUGUCCAGCAUUUGGAGGAGCUUGCCAGAGUGUGCGUAGUGCAAUCGUGGCUGUCACAAAAUUAGAUGCAUCUGCUCUAGAAAAUAAGGCUACAGACGUUUUAAACAGUGUCGAACAGGACCUUAAAGAAGAUAACCCCAUGAAGGGUCUUUUCCGACUGAAGAUCUUCUUCCUCAGGCUGAGUUCGCAGGUGAACCAGCAGGGCCAGCGGAAACGAAGGGCAGCGUCCACAACGUUUCGAAACAUAGCGAAGAGAAUGAUCGACUUGGCAGCAAAAUCCCUGGAAACCGAAUUGGACGAGGAUAAAGGCAAGGACAUCUUGGACACUCUCCGACCCAUCCCGCCAGAAGACACAAGCGAUGAUGAUUUUGAAAAAGUCGUCUGCCAGAUGAGCUCAGUGGUCGAUUUCAACCUCAACAAAACCGUCAAGAUGCAGCCAAAUGAUAUCAAAAACCUUCACAAGUGGAUCAAGUCUGCUGGUGUGAGAAAGAUCGCAGCCAGUAAGCUGUGUGGUUUGGAGGAAAAACUUCGCAAAGCUCAGAGGAUAGGAAUGCAGUUUGGAGAACGUCAGGAUCUGAACUUAACUGAUCGUCACACCAGGAUUCUGAACUCGAUCCCCACAGACAACCUGCCAACAAAGGAUGGUGCUGAUGCAGCUGUAGUUAGCUUUGGAAGAGCUGUGAGGAACAUGUUUUCGAAUGGUUCGCCUGUUACCAUAGAGAUGGAGAGUUUCAAUGCUGAUCAAAACCCGUACAGCACGCCUGCAGACAAGGAGAAGGAGAGAGGUAGUCCAGUCAUCGCCAUCACACUGGCUGAUCCCACAACAGGUGAACCUUUGACCUCUAUCAAAGAUCUUACUGAACCAAUCACGAUCGAGAUGCCAGUGACAAAGACACUACCUAACAAGGUGCUGGUGUGUCACUACUUCGACGAGGUCACCCAGCAGUGGUUGAAGGAAGGUUUGGUCACUGACUUGCAGACAGCAGACAAAGUGAUCUGUAAGACAACUCAUCUGACAGCCUUCGCUGCCUUCGCUAGUGAUUCUGAAAACUCACCUGAAGAUCAAAACAUGAUGCCAAUGAUUGCUGGAGCAGUGGCUGGUGUUGGUCUUGUGGUCAUCAUCGUCCUCGCAGUCAUUCUUUACAAGAGAAGUAAACGAAGAAGGAACCUUAAAUCCUCGAGAACAUCCGUGGUGACUCCAAUCGGCCACAACAUCUAGUCAAAUGAAUGCCGACAUCGAGAUUUUCUCAUAUGCAACAUUGUGAUUCUGCUUUUAACCAAUGGACAUUUUAAUUUAAUUUAUUAUAUUUAAAAUCUAUAUUUCACUUGCCACAAAUGUAUAACAGUUGUAUUCCACAAGUCACAUAUAUUUAAUUACUACAAGUGAUACUAUUGUUAUAUACUGGAAUUUCAUUUGUUAGAUACAUGUUGAUCCCAUUAUAACAUACAGUACCAAACAGUGUUUUUUGUGUUUGCACCCCUCCCAGGUAACUUUCUUGAUCCUUCCAUGCAUCAUCUUCAUUCUGCAUGAAGUAGGUAAAAAAGAUAUAUUUUUAAAUAAUGGCAGUCAUAUUUGCAGCAUGGUUACCAUGGACACAAAUGUUUAAAAUGGUUAUCAGAUAAUUCAAUACCUCUCAUUUAAUUACACCUCAUAAACUGACAACAAGCUUUGUGAUAAGCUUGGCCAUUAUUUUGUUUUCGUGAAGUCUGUAUGAAAAUGAGAGGUCAUAGUUUUUAUUACAUGUUAAAUUAUUGUUGAAUUGCAAUUUAUUUAUUAUGAGGUUAACAAUAUGUGUAAUAUAUAGUAAGAAACUACACUAGCAAUUUCAAAAUUGUUAAAUCUAUAAAGAUUUUGAAGAUAUGCAUUUAUGUCCUCUAACUUCUGUGAUAUAUUUUGUCCAUUUUAUUACCCUGUAGAGAAUGCCAAUGUUGUAAUGGUAAAUCUGUCCAUUGUUUUACCCCUAGCCAGCAUCAGUACUGGGGUAUGAAUCCGUCCAUAUUAAUAAACUAUGAUCUUGUUUCUGUGAACUGUUCUGUAGUUUCUGUAUUUUGUUUAGAUGUGCAAUACUAUGACUAUUAUUUAUUGUGUUACUCGUAAGUUACUAAAAACAGUACUUAAUUUUUAAACAUUAACAAUAUUGAUGUUAAUCGUUUUAAGUGUUGUUAAAAUCAGGAACUCUUUUUCAGAAACUAUUAAUACUUGCAAUGACUUAAAGCAGUAACACAUUAAAUAAGUAAAUAUCGUAUAAUUAAAACUAUAUAGUAAUUUUGUAGGUUUUUUAAAUAGUAAUUAUGAUAUAUAUGUUGUUUCAUAAAUACAGGGUGGUUUAUUGAUAUUGUGUUUGUAAUGUGAUUGUAAAUUGCAAGAAGUGAUAAAAUUACAACUUGUAUUACCAGUAAUUUGUUAUAAUUUGGCCAGGUGAAUAUACCCAAUACUCAAGGAAGGAAGGAAGGAAGGAAGGAAGGAAGGAAGUGUUUUAUUUAACGACGCACAAAUGACACAUUUUUACAUUGGUGAUAACAUACAAAUCGUACAAGAAAUUAUUAAUGUAUUUUUGUCAAUAUUAGCAAUAGAAAAGGUUUUAUGAUAUAAUAUGCCCGGUAUAUAUACUACAAGUCACAACGGUAUUUUAAUCAACCUUAUAGACAUGUUAUAUAUUUUAGUUUUGGUAAAUUGCUUUAAAUGUGUUGUUGUAGACUUUAGAUACAAGGGCUUUUCCAAUAGUAAAAUAUCUGAUAUUAAAUGAAAAGUAGUUUCAGUAACUAAAAAGGCUAUAAUACAGUUUUAAAAAGAUGUUUACGACGUGACAUAAUACUACAUGUAGAAGUAACAAAAAAUAUUUUUAGUAUGUAUUAAAAUAUUUUAAAGAAAUUAAUAGAGCAUCUCAAACAAUUAUAAACAAAUCAUGAGUUGCAUAUUUAAUAAUCACCUCAAUGAAAGGCUCUAGAGAAGCCAUUGUUGUUAUUUAAAAUAAAUGUAUUUUAUUUAUAUAUAUGUUACUAUGCAUAUAUUAGUUAUAAUAACGGUUCACCUGAAAUGCUAAAUGUUAGAUGUAUUUUAGUUUUCUAUUUCAAUGACCUUCAAUGACAGUGAUUCUGAAUGAAGAAUGAAGCACACUACCAUAUCCAUCUGCAUGGAAAGAAUGAAUGGAUGUUUAACCACACGCCAGAACAAAUUAUACACUGGCUAUCUGGUGUCACAGAAUGGUAAACAUCUGCUUUUAUUAUGAAAACGUGUUACAGACCACACCUAUAUAACUCUGAUCGGGAUUCUAAACAGGAUUAAAAUAUAUACAUUUUCCAAUUGUUGGGGAUGUUCCAGAAUUGAAUUACUAGUAAUGCAGCUGGAAACAAUUUUUAACAUUGACAAAAACAAUAAAUAUAUUUGAAAAAGAUCUUUCAACCCCAGAUUGGCAAGCUAAAACAUUUGGAAAUCUAUCAUCACAUGUAGCCCAUAAUUAAUCGGUGAAAGGUUUUCUGUUUUGUUAUACAUUUCAAUAAUAAUAAUAAAAAAAACAAAAACAAAAACAAUGGUCUUAUCUUCAAAAAUACAUUCUAUGCAGAUGGGAUGAAUAGUGUACUGACCUCUGAUUGAUCUAGUUUUUGUAUUUACAAUAGACUUUUGUGUUCAAAUGCUACCUUCAAAUGCAGUAUGACAGUGUAUUACCCCAAUGGUCACUAUCAUUACAGAAUUAGUGUUAUGCCAUUUGAAUGGUUACUAACUGUUACAACACUGUCCAAAACUCAUGUUGCUAGUAAAUAUUGUUAGUACAUGUACAUGUGUAUAUAGUUUUGCAAAAAUGCAGUAUUUUGACAUACAAACUAUAGAUCUAUUAUCACCGUAUUUCCAGUGCCAGAAGGCAACUGAGCCGUCAAUAAAUUGCAAAAGUGGGGAUGAAAUCACACGAUAGUACAAACUUUAACAAAUAUCAUAUAUCCACUGCUGGAAUGCUUAUAUCCUUAAUUAACUGAAUUGUUAAUCACAUGAUAAUGUAAAACUAGUUACUACACUUUAUUGUCAAUAAUAAAUUCCUUCUUAACAAAACAAACUCCAGGCAAUUAAGUUUACAAUACAAUUGCACAAUACUAGAUUAUUUAGAAGAUUCAGUUCCUUGUGUUUUGGUUCCAGUAUAUCCUUGUUUUUAACAAGACAAAGAACAUUUUAGUAUGUAAACUGUCAUUUAAAAAAGUCGUAUUUUCUAAUACUUCCACUCCUAUACUCCAUGGCAGUGUUUGUCAUUUUGGUUUGUUGAUCAAAAUAAUUAUUGAGUCACAUAACAGAAGGAGAGCAUUACAUACAUAACGACCUUGGAAGUAAAAACUAGAGUCACCAUUUAGCAAUUGUAUUGUUUCACCAGACCGUGAAAUAACAAAUGUAUGCAUACAAAUGUGGUCUAUUUUUAUAUCAAGCUUACCUGAUGGCUCCUUCUUUACAUAUUGUUGUUUUGUUUCAUUCUUUAUCUUUAAUAAAAUGUUUAUUUCUGAAA
Molecule: messenger RNA, 14452 nt
Organism: Gigantopelta aegis
Lineage: Eukaryota; Metazoa; Mollusca; Gastropoda; Neomphalida; Peltospiridae
Exons: 43
Coding region: 127-11184 (3685 amino acids)
Cellular component (GO): extracellular region
Molecular function (GO): calcium ion binding; peptidase inhibitor activity
Source: RefSeq, a predicted model, not a curated record